GGGCCGGAAAUCACUGUAUUGCAGCAGGGGAACCUUUCUUGGCGUCUCUCCUCGCUUUUGAUCUGAAUUGGGUCGGUGCACGCUCUCUCCCUAAGCGCUGGUAUCCAUCGUCCUGAAGAAAGAAGUUACAAGAGUAAAGGAAGAGAGGAAAUAAGGUCGGAGGACGCAGAGAAGGAGAAUGUCGAAGAAGAAAGCUUUCAGCGGAUCUACAAUGACGCUGAAAGACUUUCAUGGCGGUUCCAUACCUUCUGAUCUUCCUUUACCUUCUGCGCCUGGAGUCAUUGUAAGGCCUUCCGAUCGCCCUGGUUUUGACCGUCACAUCCCAACAGCUUGGGGAAACCCUAUAGGACGAUCCGAUCAUCGUUCAAGACCAGGAUCUUCUGGGGCAACCCGUAACUUUGACGAGAAAGCUUCGUUCCUUUCCCACCCUGCACACAUCGGCCGGAAUUUCGAUGAAGAUGAACGCAAGCCGUUAGAUUGUCUCUCUGUUCCGCGUCGGACCGUCAGUGAUGAAAGCCUACGCCCACCAAGUCGUCCCGAACAGAAGCCAGAUUCACUGUCUUCGGUAAAGUUUUCUGGAUCUGGGAAGCAAGUGUCGAGCCCUGUAUCUUACUCGACAAGUACUGCUGCAAGUUCCUUUCCAUCGAGGUUCACUGGAGCGUCACCUGUGGGUGGUAAUCCACAACCAUCGAAUGCUUCUAAUGGCUCUACUGUUUCCAGCUCUUCUCCAAAUGCGUGGGGGAUGAGGAAGGAGGUGGUAGGCGUCAGUGAACCUGUUCCUUCAUCUGCCUGGUCUGGUCCGAGUGCUGUCUCAAAGUUUGCCCAAGCCACUGCGCUUGAGAAGGUUUCAUCAGGUAGAUGGCAGUCUAAGCAUCCGGUCCAUCAUCAGCCCGAUGUUGAAGUAAUAAGAUUACCUGAAACUGAGGGUGAUUUUCGCCCAAAGGAUGGCUAUGCAUACAAUGUUGUUGAUCCAGUGAGUGAGAGGGGUGACCAUAAUGUGACACAGGGAAGAUAUACUGAAAAAGGCUGGACUGCUGCAGACGGGAUACGGAGUGGUGGGAAGGAGGCGGUAGAUUAUGAAAGGGCAAGGUCUCCGAUUUAUCCAGAAGCAAAGGAGAGGAAUUUGUCAUUCUAUUCUGAUGGGGUUCGUCCAGCUUCUACUGAAGGAAGAUUUGUUGGAUCUCAAUUACCACCACCAGUUCCUUCAGAAGUAUCUGAGAGGCCUAAAUUGAAACUUCUUCCAAGAUCUAAGCCAUUGGAGACUUCAGAACCACAUCUUGUGGAUUAUAAGCAGGGGCACCAUCAGUCCACCAACUCUGGUCAUUUAGAGACUCUUGACGAACCAUGUGCAAAUGCAAAUUCUUCAAAACCAGGGUUAACUGGUGCUGAGGGGUCAAAUCGCCUAGCUGAACGACCCAAAUUGAAUCUAAAGCCCCGCUCACAGCCUCUUGAACAAUCUGAAGGAAAUGUUGAAAGAGAAAGGCAGAUGUUAUUUGGUGGUGCACGCCCUCGAGAGCUGGUUUUGAAGGAGCGGGGUAUUGAUGAUGUUUCCAUCAACAACCUUGACAUAAAUCAACAGCCCAACAGGAUUAAACAUGAAUUCCCCAAGACUGAAACAAAGUCUGAGCCUGUGGGUCCACUUGCCCGAUAUGGUGAGAGGGCAGAUAAUUUUGGUCCUGAUCAAAGGGUCACAAGGGAUCCUGAGAGAGUAGAAAUGCAGAGGAGUUCAUGGCGGAAUGAGAAUAAGAGGAAUGGUAGGGAGACUGAUAAGCAGCAACAAGAACGACGUCCUGAGCCUGAGACCUGGCGUAAGCCUGCUGAGCAGGCAAAAGCAUCUCCUGAUGCUCCUGGUCUGCGUUAUGGGAAAGCAGCAACAGCCUUGGAACUUGCUCAAGCAUUCUCAAGGUCAAUAUCUGAUCCAAAGGCAGCUGAUCGCUUCUCUGGCCAGAGAGGCCUGCCUGGCCGGAACCAGGUGCCUUUUUCGCGUCUGACAGAUACCCGUGAGUUUUAUUCGGGUCCAACACCAAGGCGUCAAAUCAAUGGUUACUAAUAAGGCAUCUGAGAAAUGGGUCCAUUGGUUUUGCUUAAAGGCAAAACAAAAAAAAAAAUCCAUCAUUGAUGGUUACUAUCAAGUCUAACUUUAUGGCACUGGGCAUUUAGAAAGUUUUAGUAGGGGAUAUUGGUCUGGCCCUUCAGCAAGGAAAAGAAGGUUUCGAAUUCAACUUUUCAAUUUUACAGAUUAUUGUUAUAGAAAAUUUAUUUCACUAUGCUACCUUGGGUAAGAUUCCGGUUUCUGAUGCUA
This is a messenger RNA of Nelumbo nucifera (sacred lotus), 2302 nucleotides long. Its product is annotated as eukaryotic translation initiation factor-like protein. Lineage: Eukaryota; Viridiplantae; Streptophyta; Magnoliopsida; Proteales; Nelumbonaceae. The record is from RefSeq and is a predicted model, not a curated record. Gene Ontology annotation, molecular function: translation initiation factor activity; mRNA binding.